AUGGGGAAAGUUCAACUUCCGACCAGGGACCAGAUGGCGGCCCCCUUUCGCUCGAAAGAGGCCUUUGUCGACUUCAUCAGGGCUCCCCAAGGCAAUGACGGUCAUGCCCCAAUCGGGGACGAGAGAUGGUCUAACAAAGAUCUUGAGCCAACCCCAGUGGAACAGAGGACUUGGACCUGGUUCAACCUUCCUCUAUACUGGUUCUCGAACCAGUUUUCCCUCGUUGGUUGGAAUACGGGCUCCGCUCUUGUCACAGUCGGUCUGACAUGGCAACAAUCCUUCGUGUCAGCCUGCAUUGGAUCCUUCCUCGCAGCAGUCGUAGUCGUCCUUAUGGCUCGUCCAGGUGCCAAGUAUCACAUCGGAUUCCCUGUGAUUGCACGCUCAGUCAUGGGCAUGUACGGCUCCUACUUCUUCGUCUUCAUCCGAGCGAUCGUAUGCAUCAUCUGGUACGGAAUUCAGUCCUUCUACGCCGGUAACAUCCUCUCGGUCAUGCUCCGUUGCAUCUUCGGCAGUUCCUGGCAAAACUUCACGAACACACUCUCGCCUACCGCAAGUGUCACCUCGAAGCAGCUUCUGGCUUUCUUCAUGGCCUGGCUAAUGGAGUUUCCGUUCAUGUGGGUCCACCCCAGACACAUCCAUUACAUCUUCACUGUGAAGGGGUUCAUCAUGCCAAUCGCCGCCUUUGCCAUCUUCGGAUGGUGCAUGGCCAACGGUGGUGGACUCGGCGCUAUGGACCUUGCUUCCAGCGAAGGCGAGCUUGCCGCCUCAGUGACCCCUCUGGGAUGGAGCAUCAUGGCCGGUAUCAACACCAUCUUCGGUUCUCUCUCGCCCAUGUUGGUCAACCAGCCUGACCUUGCUCGCUACUGCAAGAAGCCUCGGGAUGCUGGCGUGACUCAAGGUGUCAGCGUCUUCGUGUCCUCCAUCAUUGUCUUCUUCCUUGGCAUGGCCUCAACCACUUCCAUGCAGGCAGCAUAUGGUGUUGCCUACUGGAACAUCUGGGAUCUCUUCGAAGCCAUCCUUGACCACCACUUCGGUGCCGGAGCGCGUGCGGGGAUCUUCUUCGUUGCUUUGGCGUUCUACUUCGGUGUCUUCGCCACGAACUUUGGAGCCAACUCAAUUCCGUUCGGAAGUGAUAUGACUGGCCUUUUCCCCAAGUGGCUCACCAUUCGCCGUGGACAGGUGCUUUGCGCCAUUCUUGGUGUCGUCGUACAACCGUGGGAACUGAUGAAAAACGCAACGGCCUUCUUGAGUUUCUUGGGUUCUUACAACAUCUUCAUGGCCCCUCUUUGCGCCGUCAUCAUUGUCGACUACUACAUCGCGCGCAAAGGAAACAUACACAUACCAUCGUGCUAUGAUGGCAAGAAGACGGGUCUCUACUGGUACUGGUCCGGUGUCAACUGGAGUGGAGUGGCAGCCUGGCUACUUGGUACAACUAUGGGUAUUCCUGGCCUUAUUGGCCAGUACGAGCCACAGAUCAUUUCGGCGGCUGCGCAGAACAUGUACCGCAUGGGCUGGUUGCUAACCUUCUUCACCGCGGCGACGGUCUACUUCGUCAUCACCUUCUUCGUCAAACCGCGUGUGUUCCCCGUUGGACGCGAGAGCACGCCCUUCCAACGGGAAUGGCUAGCCAAUGACGGCCGCGAGGGCUUCUUCGACGGAGACAGGGAUGAUGGUGUGAUUUAUGGCGCCUCAACGCCACCAAUGACCGACGGAGGAGAAGAUGUUGAGAUCGGCGAGAAGUCACCAAAGGUCACCUUUUGA
Molecule: messenger RNA, 1761 nt
Organism: Alternaria novae-zelandiae
Lineage: Eukaryota; Fungi; Ascomycota; Dothideomycetes; Pleosporales; Pleosporaceae
Exons: 4
Coding region: 1-1761 (586 amino acids)
Biological process (GO): transmembrane transport; nucleobase transport
Cellular component (GO): plasma membrane
Molecular function (GO): nucleobase transmembrane transporter activity
Source: RefSeq, a predicted model, not a curated record